CUUAACCGGUUCUCCCUAAAUGCCCCUGUAAUUUUUUGUUAUUUUAAAUUACAAUAUAUAUUAAAUAUGUGAAAUGAUUCUUAUCGGUCAAAUGCAUUCCUAUUACAUUUAAAUGGUUAAGAUUGCUUGCAGUACCAGUCAAGCAGAAGAAGGUAUGUCCUAUGUAAAUAUACACGUGGAAGGUGUGAACUGAAAAAAUUAACAUCAAAGUCAACCAGAAGAAGCUUUGCCGCCAAAACACAAUUCGGAAGGAGAGAUGUCCAAACGACUUAAACCGUCGAAAUCAACACCUCGUUUGUCAUCACUUUCCUUCGAAAAGCUUCUCAAAUCUCAGAUAAACCUCUCCAGACCCUCUCCACGGCUCUGGAUCGACCGAGAUGAAGAACUGAAUGACCAAGGAUUGCCCAUUUUAAAGCUCACCCAUCCUCUUCUCCGAGCUUUGGACUCUUGCAAUGGUUUCAGAGAGUUCAACCAGGUUCAGACCCAGCUCAUUGUCUCUGGUCUUCUUCAAAAUUCUCUUGCCGCGAGCCGAGCUAUUAAGAAGCUUUGCUCUGCUCCCCAGACUGUACCUCGUGCCAUUAACGUGUUUGAUUGCAUUGAGGAACCCGACGCUUUUCUCUGCAACACCAUUAUGAGAAGCUAUGUCAAUUCGAAUGACCCAAAUUCUGCUAUCAGCUUCUACUACAAGAAAAUGGUGGGGAAGUGUGUUGUUCCCAAUCACUAUACUUUUCCUAUAUUGGUGAAGGCUUGCGCAGGAAUUGGGUCUGUGAGAGAAGGGGAAAAAGCUCAUUCCCGGAUUCUGAAAUUUGGGCUUGAAUCGGAUUUGUUUGUUCGCAACUCGUUGAUUCAUGUGUACUCUUUUUAUGGUAGAGUUGGGGAUGCUCGUGUGAUGUUUGAUGAAGGGCCUGAGUUAGAUUUGGUAAGCUGGAAUUCCAUGAUUUAUGGCUAUGUGAAGAACGGUCGUCUCAGUGUUGCACGUAAUCUGUUUGAUGUAAUGCCUGAACGAGAUGUUUUUAGUUGGAAUUCUAUGAUUGGGGGUUAUGUGGAAAUGGGAGAUGUUGAAGCUGCAAGACAGUUGAUUGACAUUAUGCCAGAUAAAGAUGUCGUUUCUUGGAACUGUAUGAUUGAUGGGUAUGCAAGGAUGAGGAAUGUUCCUGCUGCUUUUGACAUUUUCAGACGGAUGCCUUUGCAGAACAUAGUUUCCUGGAAUAUAAUCUUGGCUCUAUAUGUUCGCAGUAAGGAUUAUAAUGAGUGCUUGAGAUUGUUUGAUAAUAUGAUAGAAGUAGGAGAGGCAAAACCAAAUGGAGCUACUCUAAUGAGUGUCCUUACCGCCUCUGCAAACUUGGGAAGACUUGAUAAAGGAAAGUGGGUUCAUUCAUAUAUUGAAUGUAACAGGAUUAAGCCAGAUGUGUUACUUUCUACUGCACUGUUGACGAUGUAUGCAAAAUGUGGGGAUAUGGACAUGGCUAGGAAAGUCUUUGAUUUGAUGCAUGAGAGGGGUGUUGUGUCCUGGAAUUCCAUGAUCAUGGGGUAUGGUAUGCAUGGAAAUGGAAAAAAAGCCGCAGAAAUAUUUUUAGAGAUGGAAAAGAAAGGCCAUUUGCCAAAUGAUGCAACUUUUAUUUGUAUUUUGUCUGCAUGUACACACUCGGGAAUGGUUUUGGAAGGUUGGUGGUAUUUUGAUCUUAUGCAACGAGUUUACAAUAUUGAACCAAAGGUUGAACACUAUGGUUGCAUGGUUGAUCUUCUUGCCCGAGCUGGUUUGGUGAAAGAUUCAGAAGAACUUAUGAAAAAGAUGCCAAUGGAGGCAGGACCAGCCUUAUGGGGAUCCUUACUUUCAGCUUGUAGAACCCACUCAAAUUCAAAACUUGGGGAGAUUGUAGCCAAGCGGCUAAUUGAGUUGGAACCAACAGAUAUUGGACCCUAUGUGAUGUUGUCAAAUAUAUAUGCAUCAGAAGGGAAAUGGGCUGAUGUUGAACAUGUUAGGAAAAUGAUAGCAGAAAAUAGUUUAGAAAAGAAAGAAGGGAGAAGCACAGUCCACAUUGAAGAAGUUGGGUCUGAAUCUUCUCUGGAAAAUGGUUCACUUCAUAGAAGAAGCAUGAUGUACUCAAUGUUGAGUGAAAUGGGUGCUCAGAUGAAAUUUUCUCGUAGCAAUGCUCAUGAGUUAGAGAGUCUAAAUACUUAAUCAAGAGAAAAUGCUCUAUGAUAUUUCUUUGUGAGCUAGCCUUCAAGUAGAAUAUGGAUGUAUACAGAACUUUUGGAGAGAGAAAAUAUUGAGUAGGCUAGACCAUAUAAAGGAAGUCAGUGUUGGUAGGAGAAAAUAAUAAAAUAUAUAUGCAUUCGAGACAGAAAAUUUGGAUGCAUAUCCAGCAGAGUGAUGGCAAAACAAAUAAACCAGUAUCAGUUUAUUAAGAAAACUUCGUGGCCAUGUACAUAAAACAUGUGUUGUUUUUUAAACUUUGUAGCUCAUAUUUGCUACUGGCAAUUUUAUCUGCAUUUCCCUGACCAAGUCGAUCUACUGUGAAAAAAAUAAUUUAUCAUUGUAUUUGGCUCAGCUUGUCGGGUAUCUUUGCUGUAUAUUAACGACAGUUAAUAUAACUAUGAAUUUUCUCUUUA
Humulus lupulus (European hop) is the source of this 2613-nucleotide messenger RNA. Its product is annotated as pentatricopeptide repeat-containing protein At4g18840-like. Gene Ontology annotation, biological process: RNA modification. The coding region runs from base 257 to 2182 and encodes 641 amino acids. Gene Ontology annotation, molecular function: RNA binding; protein binding. The record is from RefSeq and is a predicted model, not a curated record. The transcript has a single exon. Lineage: Eukaryota; Viridiplantae; Streptophyta; Magnoliopsida; Rosales; Cannabaceae.